Molecule: messenger RNA, 1401 nt
Organism: Periconia digitata
Lineage: Eukaryota; Fungi; Ascomycota; Dothideomycetes; Pleosporales; Periconiaceae
Source: the annotation of a GenBank genome assembly
CCCGCCUUUUUUUUCCCCAUUUUGCUUUCGCCUGCCAUUCACAUCUAGUGCUUUGCAUGUCUGCUCUGGGUCCUAAAACCCUCGAACCAUGCACUCUCUCUCGGCCAAUACCACCUGAACGCUAGGCAAGCAAAAAACACCGAUACAUAGUUGCUAAGGUCCCUACUUCGUACCUAGACAAACACACAGACAGCCAACACCGACGACCCAACCACCAUCCACCCGUCGCUCACUCCGCCCCCGUCAACCCGGCAGCCACUCGCAUCUCACCGAGUUUUUUUCUCUCUCGCCUGCUACCACCCCCCCACGCUAUAUUGCACUGCAGAUCUUGCAUCCUUCCUUCCUUUCUGCUCUACCUACUGCACUGACUUGCCUGGAUACUUAGCUGCAGCCCGCUCCCUCGCAUCUCACUCCCUCCUCUUCCCUUCCCUCUUACCCUUCCAACCUUGCCCACCUAGCCCGUCUUUGCGAUACUGCCAGUGGUUAAUGCUGCGCUACUUCAACGCCCGUCGCCCAUUCUACUACACUCCCUUCACCAAGAGCAUCCGCUCUAUUAAAUGGCGCUAGAUACUCACCAUAAUCCCGCCAACUCGCCCUCCAGCAACCCAAUCCCAACCACCAUGGCCCAUGAAUAUCGCGAUGCCGAAAAAGGCAGUCUCAAUGGCCCUGAUCAUGAUCGCACCAAGAGUGGUGUACCUGGUGCCCCAGGCCACGACACCGACGGCGAUGAGACCAGCAGUGUCGGCGUAGGCAAACAGAUUGCCAUGGAGAGCGGGAACGCCAUUCAGUACCGCACUUGCUCGUGGCAAAAGACUGCCGCCCUGCUCUUCUCAGAGUACAUCUGCUUGGCCAUCAUGUCCUUCCCGUGGUCCUACUCUAUUCUGGGCCUCGUGCCCGGCAUCAUCCUGACCGUCGUCAUCGCCGCCUUGGUUUUGUACACCUCGCUCAUCUGCUGGCAAUUUUGCAUCAAACACCCUGAUAUCCGCGAUGUUUGCGAUCUGGGCCAAAUGAUCUUCUACAACCAUCGCUGGGCAUUUUGGGCCACGGCUGUCAUGUUCAUCUUGAACAAUACCUUCAUCCAGGGUCUGCACUGCUUGGUCGGCGCCAAGUACUUGAACACCAUGACCGGCCAUUCCAUGUGCACCAUUGGCUUUUCUGCCAUUGUCGCCGUCAUCUCGUGGAUAUGUUCCCUACCACGAACCUUUGAUGCCCUUGCCAAAGGUGCAGCUCUCUCGGCCAUCUUCACCUUCGUUUCCGUCAUUCUGGCUGCCAUCUUCGCUGGCAUUGAAAGCCACCCUACCGGAUAUCCUGAAAAAGGCCCCCUGCAGGUGUUUGCUGUGCCCGCUUCUGCUACACCUUCAUCGGCCAGAUCACCUUGCCCUCUUUCAUCGCCGAGAUGAA